Messenger RNA from Branchiostoma floridae (Florida lancelet), 1536 nucleotides. RefSeq names its product trafficking protein particle complex subunit 2-like protein. Gene Ontology annotation, biological process: endoplasmic reticulum to Golgi vesicle-mediated transport. Bases 152 to 595 code for a protein of 147 amino acids. The transcript has 5 exons. The record is from RefSeq and is a predicted model, not a curated record. Gene Ontology annotation, cellular component: TRAPP complex; cytoplasm; nucleus. NCBI's taxonomy places the organism in Eukaryota, Metazoa, Chordata, Leptocardii, Amphioxiformes, Branchiostomatidae.
UUAGGACAGAGCACAGGACAAGCAGCUCCCGCAAGCUGCAGACGGAAAGGAUAUUAAAUAAGAAGCGUUUUCAGACCUGUACAAAGUCCUCCGGCCCGAAUGAGGUAAAACAGACGACUUUGUUACCAAAUAGAUCGUCCGACAAAAGGUCAUGACCGGUCAAAGGUUAUCCAAGAUGGCGGUGUGUGUAGCUGUCAUCUCAAAAGAGAACUACCCCCUGUACAUCCAGACGAUUCCCACAGAAGACGAUCUGAAGUUCCACUACACGGUCCACACCUCGCUGGACGUCGUGGAGGAAAAAAUCAACAACGUCGGCAAAACUACCAACGACCUGCGGGAGCUGUACCUGGGGCUGCUGUACCCCACAGAGGACUACAAGGUAUAUGGCUACGUGACCAACACAAAAAUCAAGUUUGUGGUGGUUGUGGAGUCGUCCAACACCGCUCUCAGAGACAACGAGAUCAGGACAAUGUUCCGUAAGUUGCACAACGCUUACACGGACAUGGUGUGCAACCCCUUCUACACACCGGGGGACAGGAUCACAUCCAGGGUGUUUGAGAAGGUUGUGAAUGGAAUGAUGCUGCAGGACAGCUGAGACUCUGGCUGCUGAUGAAGUGGACAUCCCUGGAUGGGCUGUUUACCUCAGUAUAAAAGCCUAUAGCUUGCUAAUCAGUCUAUGCCAUAUUAAGUUAUGGCACCUAGUACUUUAUCAUACUGGAACUUCUGGCAGCUAGCUGCUACCUGCAACAGUAUUUCAGCUCAUUUAUGUAAUCUCAUGGAGCAUGUCCCACUACACAAGGAAGACUUACUGAUGUAGUCUGUUCCACACGUAAAUACCAGUAACUAUUAGUAUAAGAAAUGUUACAGAGUCUGUAUCUUAACUGCCUACAGAUGUUGUCACGCUUUAUACAUAGAUGUGGUCGUGUACUAGGGAUUUCAGAUAAGUGAUGGACCAAGUUGUACAUGUAACUAUGAAUGGUCCUGUUCACUGUUGGAUCAUAGGAAGUCUCUUUAUGACAGGGAAUGUUGCAUGGCAUGUAUCAUUGACUGGGGGAUCUAGUCUACGGUCCAAGGAUGGCCUAAAGGUUCCCUCUCACUGCAUUUGUGUCACUGCUGAGGUUGUUCACUGCAUCACUUUUUAUUUUCUCAGAUUUUUCAUAAUUUAGAUAUUGCAUAAUACGUCAAUGUAUGACUUAGAAGACAAAAUACACAAAAAGAAACUUUGUUCUUUAUCUCUAAAAUUCGCUGAUUAUCUUUGGAACCCUGCAGUGAUGCAAGUGUAGUGAGAGUGCUUGUAUUUAACCCCUCAUGCCAGCCUGCCUGUACUAAUAUUAAAUAUGUGCAGUUCCCAGUGUACAACAGAUCAGACUGUUAUAUGCAGGGUGGCACCACUAUUGUGGACCAGACAGGAAUGUUUUAUUGGAGUAUGUAAUGUACACAGAUGUUUGUUGUGUGAUCAGGAAAAGGAGACAAAUCAAGACAACGACAACUGAUUACAAUUUACAGGAACUUUAUUGAAAAUAAAAAGACUAAAAC